Molecule: messenger RNA, 1343 nt
Organism: Emiliania huxleyi CCMP1516
Lineage: Eukaryota; Haptophyta; Isochrysidales; Noelaerhabdaceae
Exons: 9
Coding region: 19-1173 (384 amino acids)
Biological process (GO): regulation of DNA-templated transcription
Molecular function (GO): DNA binding; DNA-binding transcription factor activity
Source: RefSeq, a predicted model, not a curated record
UUCGAGCGCGGUACCGUCAUGCGCUGUGACCCGCCGGAGCUCGCGCGGCGCGGGGGCGGCCUGACCGUCCGCUUCGACGUGUUUUACGCCCAGGACGGCCGUACGUUUCCCCACACGCUCGACGAGAACCACGUCGAGAUCUUGGCCGAGGCACCGCCGUCCGCCUCCGCACCGCCCGCCCUGCACUCCGAGCGCACGCGCCACUCUGCGGCGACCUCCGAGGCAGCGACCUCAUCACACCUAGUCCUCGAGGGCGAGGAGGGCGGCGAGGGCGAGGCGCCGGUGGCAACAGAGGCGGAGGGGCUGAGGCUGCACCUCUCACGGCGCGCGAGCACCGGCUACAAGGGCGUGUGCUUGCAGAAAGGCCGCUUUCGAGCGAGCUGCACGCGGGACGGGCGCAGCCUCUUCCUCGGCUACUUCGACUCGGCGGUGGAGGCGGCGGUGGCGUAUGCGCUGGCAGUCGGCGAGGCGGCGGCGGAGGAGGGCGACGAGGAGGAGGGCGGCGAGGGGGAGCAGGAGAGCGAGGGGCCGGUGACGGAGGCCGAAGGGUUGCGGCUGCACCUCUCCAGCCGCAGCAGCAGCGGCUACAAGGGCGUACGACAGGCCACCAACUCUGACCGCUUCGAGGCGCGGUACACCAACUCUGGUACACGGUCGACGAACCGAUACCUCGGCAACUUUGACUCGGCGGUGGAGGCGGCGGUCGCUUACGCGCGGGCGAUCGGCGAGGCGGAGGACGACGACGAGGAGGACGAGGGUGGUGAGGAGGAGAGCGAGGAGGAGGAGGAGGAGGGAGAUGACCCGGCAGCUUCAUGGGCGCCCAAGCCGGGUUCUCUGCGCUACGACGUGCUCACGGCGUUGCACGCGCUCUCGGGAUCGGCGCGCGAGCAGGCGGGUGUCGGGCGAGACGCGAUCGUGAAGCACGCACGCGAGAACGGCUCCGCCAUCACACGCGGCGACGACGACCUCGCGCUCUACCGCCAGGACGCCGACGCCGUGACGGUGCUCGGGAAAGAGAAGCGAGCUCUGGUUCCGCUCUGGUUGCAGGCAUGCGAGGACGCGCGCUACGUGCUCACGCCAGAAGGCCGCGCCGCCGGGCGCGUACAGCCAACGGGCGGUGAAGGGCGGCAAGGGGAUCAGGACUCGGAUCGGAAGCGGCAACGGCGCGCCUGAGUGAACGGCCGCUUGUAGCCCGUGGACGAGGCUCGAGGGCGCGUUUCCCUCGGCGCCCUCGACCGGACGCUGCGGGCCGCGGAACGCUUUUUCACGCUCUAGAGAGUACGUACAUGUAUGUUGUUGUAUGAGGGAGGAUUUUGUGAUAGAGGAGACUACCGCGGAGAGUC